This is a messenger RNA of Ziziphus jujuba (common jujube), 3041 nucleotides long. RefSeq names its product cyclic dof factor 1. Gene Ontology annotation, molecular function: DNA binding; DNA-binding transcription factor activity. The record is from RefSeq and is a predicted model, not a curated record. The transcript has 2 exons. Lineage: Eukaryota; Viridiplantae; Streptophyta; Magnoliopsida; Rosales; Rhamnaceae. The coding region runs from base 837 to 2240 and encodes 467 amino acids. Gene Ontology annotation, biological process: regulation of DNA-templated transcription.
AAAGUUUGUAACUUUGUUUAUUUAUCAUGUGUUGCUGUCUUCCUUUUUACUGUUCUGUUUCUAUUAAUGGAAUUCUGGAUUUUCUUCAGCUAUGUAGAUUCCUUUCUAUGUUUGUCGAAAAAUCACAUGUUAUGCUUUCUGUUUUUCCUUUUUUUUUUUUUUUUAUAUUAUUUUUUUUCCUCAGUGUGUUUGCUUUGUUGGUGCCUGUUGCGAUUUGUCUUUGUCUUUUAAUGUGUGUUGGUGAGGCUAUAUGGAUUUUGCCAUAUUUUCUGUUGCAAACCUUUUCCUUUCUUUUUGAACUUCUAUGCUGUUUUUGGUAGCAGGAAAAGGAUGAAAACAUAAAAAAUGUCAGAUUUCUAUUGUUUGCUAAUGAGAAAAUUACCAGAAAAUGAUAUUUGACUUUAAAAUAAGAAAUUUUUACUUUUCCAUGGUAACAAGUACGGAAUUCUUCUUCUCUUAGUUUUUGCUUUCCUGAAUAGUACUCUUACUCUAAAUAUUGCAUAAUUGUUUGAAAUGACUUUCUGUAUUUAUUUGAAAACCCAUUUAGUUCGAGGAAAGCCCAUAUUUUUUGGAGCUAUGUACGACAAUCUGAUCCAGAGUAAUUAGGAAUAUGGAAGAUUUGUAAAAAUCCAUAGGGAAAUAAAUGAGAGAGAAAAAUUUUAAAGAAAAACUUGAGUCUUGCAUAGAGGCCUGCAAAGUUGAGUUUCCAACAAGAAAAUGAGUAUUCCCAGUACCAAAUAAGGUCUCGCUAGUGUCACAAAUUCAUAAUAAUUCUAUUAUCACUUUUGAUCAGAAAUGAAGAACGCAACCAUCUGCUAUCCCGAUAAAUCAGUGGAAUGCGGAAUGCAUGCUUAUUUAUUUGUGUUUCUGAAUAUUCUUCUGUGCCAAUGAAGAGUGGCAGUUUCAAUUUUCAGGAUGAAUGUAGCGAAGCAAAGAAAGCUGAAGUGGGGGAUCCUUCUGUAGAAAAGUUUUGCAAGCAGGAUAAACUUUCUGAAUUAGAUAAUGGCAAACAGACCGGUUUCCAAAUUCAUGGCCACAGGAAGGAGAAUGAAGUGAAUCACAACUCUGAAGACGACAAAGGUGCUGGAUGUGAUAAAAGUGGAAAAGAGAAGGCUUUGAAAAAGCCAGACAAGGUCCUCCCAUGUCCUCGCUGCAACAGCUUAGAAACAAAGUUUUGCUAUUUCAAUAAUUAUAAUGUUAACCAACCCAGGUAUUUCUGCAAGAACUGCCAGAGAUAUUGGACAGCAGGGGGUACAAUCAGAAAUGUUCCUGUGGGGGCUGGACGGCGUAGAAAUAAGCAUUCAUCUCCACAAUAUCAUCAAACAGUGGCACAUGCCGAUGCAGCACCUGUCACCCAGGGAGACACCCUUAAUUCUGAUAACCAUCAUCAUCCAUCAUCCAUUAUCAUUCCUGCCUCUGAAAGACCUGUCAAUGGAAUGGGGAACAGCCUAGAAUUUGGAACAGAUGCUCCAUUGUGUGAAUCUAUGGCAACUGUACUUAAUCUCAAAGACCACAAUAGAAGCGAAAUUAGCUCUGCAGCAGUUGGGGAUAAUUGUGAGGAGCCAUCAUCGUCCACCUCUUCCUUGACAGACACUUCUCCACUGGAAAAUGAAUAUUCUGGAAAAGAAAAUGAUGGUUCUAAUCCUACACAUCCCAUCCAGUAUUACCCUGUUCCUCAAUGGACUUAUCCUUGGAAUCCAGGGUGGAGCUUUAUGACUGUAGGACCGGAUAGCAGUAAUACAAAUCAUCCUUACAUGGGUUCUCUCCCUAUGAUGGCAGUUCCUGGGUUUUGUGCUCCUAACAUCACUUUUCAAUUAUUACCUGCCUCAUGUUGGGGUUACAUGCCAAGCUGGGAGGCUAGAAAAUUGGUAACGCCAUUGCAUGGGUCUACUGAGAACCUGAUACCUUCAUCUUCCACUAGAAACACUGGUUGUUCAGGCUCACCAACCUUGGGGAAACAUUCAAGAGAUACAACUUUACAGGCAGAAGAUCAAACUGAACAAUGCCUUUGGGUACCUAAGACAUUGAGAAUUGAUGAUCCAGAUGAGGCUGCAAAGAGUUCUAUAUGGUCUACCUUGGGUAUUAAGCCUGAUAAAAAUGAAUCUUCAGUAAGAGAUGGUCUUUUCAAAGCUUUACCGAACAAAUCCGGUGCUAAUUCACAUACAUCAGAUGCUGAUCAGGUUUUACAAUCAAAUCCAGCUGCUUUUUCUCGCUCUCAAUCUUUUAAAGAGAACACGUAAAAAGCCCUCAUCUAUUUUAAUAUGAAGGGAAUGUUUAUGCUGUUUGUCUAUCUGGCAUUGUAGUAUGGAAACAAGGAAUGCUGUGCAUAUUCUGUCUCAUGGUUCAAUUCCAAGUUUAAUGCUGUUUUGAAGAUGAAUGUGCUAGUUGAGAGAAUUUUGGGAUAUUUCUUUGGCUUUGUCAUAAGUAAAAGAACCUAUACACUGUCAAAACUUGAGAGUCAUGCAUUUUGUUUGGGAUUUGAUGUUGUGAGUUGAUGGAGAGUAUUUGUAAAAAUGACCUCUAUCAUCCAAGUCACAUGUUAGAAAAUUUGUGCAAUUAAAAUAUUUGACUUCAAAGAGCUUGGCCAGAAGAAACAGAAAUGACUACGACUAAGAGGGAACCGAUAUACUUCAAGUAGUCUACCUUUUGGAGAGAAUUGUGACCUUGGGAUCGUAGUUAAUGUUUUUCUGAUCCACCAUAUGAGAUCAAGAUAAGACACUAAAGAUUUACGUAUGUUAAGCUUUCUCUACCUUCUUGUACCCUGGCGAUUUUUCAAGUAGUUUUUUUUUGCUGUCAUACUUUUUCAUUCAAUCCCAUUAAAUAUCUUAUUCAGAAAAGGAACAUUCAAUUUUUGUAUCGUCUUUGGAUGUAAAUUAAACGUUCUUUUAUUGUUGAAGUUAGUAGCUAUGCACUUAGACAGAACUGCCCUCCUUAUCCAUGAGAAGUGACAGUUUAUGUUAUAGUUAACGUUUCCAUUAUGUAUUUAGUAUUGCCAAUAUGUUUUCUCUCAUUCAUCAACUUUCCUUAAAAAUUUUAUUGCA